AUGUGGACAGGUUCUGAGUCCUGUAAUAUCUGUUUAGGUUCUGAGUCCUGUAAUAUCUGUUUAGGUUCUGAGUCCUGUAAUAUCUGUUUAGGUUCUGAGUCCUGUAAUAUCUGUUUAGGUUCUGAGUCCUGUAAUAUCUGUUUAGGUUCUGAGUCCUGUAAUAUCUGUUUAGGUUCUGUUCUGAGUCCUGUAAUAUCUAAAAAUAAAUCUGAUAUUCUUCUUCUUGUUUCUGAGCCAAGACUAAUCCAUUGGAAUCAUACAAUUAGUAAGGAGCUGGAUUAUAAAUCUGAAAAGUUUGAUAUUCAACAAUCUUUGUUUUCUGGAAAUCCUGUCUAUGUCCUAGAGAAAACGCAGAACCGUGUGAAUGGUGUGGUUGACAGAAGGGAGGGAGGAGAUCAAGAUGGAUGGAAGACCCUGUAUCCUUAAAAGACAAAAUCAGAU
This is a messenger RNA of Eurytemora carolleeae, 441 nucleotides long. RefSeq lists its product as uncharacterized. The record is from RefSeq and is a predicted model, not a curated record. Bases 1 to 426 code for a protein of 141 amino acids. The transcript has 6 exons. NCBI's taxonomy places the organism in Eukaryota, Metazoa, Arthropoda, Copepoda, Calanoida, Temoridae.